AGCCUGGUCAGAAAAAAAUCCAGUUUGCAUUUUGCAUGAAUUUAAUGAUUUUUCAACAAAAAUCUAUCCAUUUAAUAAUGAGACAUAUAAUCAAUUUAAUGAUAUUCGAAAAUAUUGGAAUUUUGCUGCUGCUUUCAACAAAGGAAUUAGGAAUAGUAGCUUGCAGAUUAUAUAG
Messenger RNA from Cetraspora pellucida, 175 nucleotides. The record is from the annotation of a GenBank genome assembly. Lineage: Eukaryota; Fungi; Glomeromycota; Glomeromycetes; Diversisporales; Gigasporaceae.